Messenger RNA from Metarhizium brunneum ARSEF 3297, 1134 nucleotides. It is a transcript of the gene GPI8, whose product is annotated as GPI-anchor transamidase. Gene Ontology annotation, cellular component: GPI-anchor transamidase complex. Lineage: Eukaryota; Fungi; Ascomycota; Sordariomycetes; Hypocreales; Clavicipitaceae. The record is from RefSeq and is a predicted model, not a curated record. Gene Ontology annotation, biological process: proteolysis; attachment of GPI anchor to protein. Gene Ontology annotation, molecular function: GPI-anchor transamidase activity.
AUGGCUGUGGCCAUGCUCGCCACCACAGGCCUUUCGGAGCACACAAGCAAUUGGGCUGUUCUCGUGUGCACGUCGCGAUUCUGGUUCAACUACCGCCACUUAGCAAAUGUAUUAUCUAUAUACAGAACAGUCAAGCGAUUAGGCAUACCUGAUUCACAAAUCAUUCUCAUGCUUCCCGACGAUAUGGCCUGCAACCCACGCAAUGCAUUCCCCGGCACUGUCUACAGCAAUUCCGACCGAGCUGUUGAUCUGUACGGCGACAAUAUCGAGGUUGACUAUCGUGGCUAUGAAGUUACGGUUGAGAACUUUAUCCGACUGCUGACAGACCGUGUUGGCGAUGAGAUGCCUCGCAGCAAACGCUUGUUAACCGACGACCGAAGCAAUAUUCUUGUAUAUAUGACGGGACACGGGGGAAAUGAGUUCUUAAAGUUCCAGGAUGCCGAGGAAAUCGGCUCUUUCGAUCUUGCAGAUGCUUUUCAACAAAUGUGGGAGAAGAAGAGAUACCACGAGAUUCUCUUCAUGAUUGACACUUGCCAAGCAAACACCAUGUACAGCAGACUGUACUCGCCGAACAUUAUCGCCACUGGGUCAUCCGAACUCGACCAAUCAUCAUAUUCCCACCACGCAGAUAAUGACGUUGGCGUCGCUGUUAUCGAUCGAUACACCUAUUAUAAUCUGGAGUUUCUCGAAAACCAGGUCAAGGAUUUGAACAGCCCCAGGACAGUGGGCGAACUGUUCGACAGCUACGACUACGAAAAGAUCCACUCCCAUGCUGGGGUUCGGUACGAUCUAUUCCCUGGCGGUGCUGAGGGUGCGCGCAGCCGCCUCAUUACUGAUUUUUUUGGCAACAUCCAAAACGUCGAGGUUGAUCGCGACUCGAGCUCGUCCCUUGACGAGCAGCUACUUGCACUCAGCAAAACCAUUGCUAUUCUGCGGGAGAAGGAAGCUGAGGAGGAUGCAGCCCCCAGGAACACGUCCUCUGUGCCGGCCAGUGUUUCCACUGAGCCAGUCACCAAGCUUCAAGGGGCCACAGUCCUAACAAACGAUAAGUGGUGGAACAAGAAGGUUGUCGGUGCAACUGCUCUGGCUGGUUGUGGUCUGCUGUGGGCAAUUGGUUCCUUCUUAGAAGUAUAA